CGACCCAUCGAUUGAAAACAAAAUCUCAGGACUGGUCUGCAACAGGGCGGACAGCCAGAGCUACACAGUGAUUCCCUAAAAACUCACCGAAACGCGGUUGCUAUGUUGACAAGCCAGGCCUGUCCUCGUAGAGCUCGGCCUGCCUCUGCCUCCCGAGCGCUGGGAUUAAAAGCUUGCGCCACCACUCCUUCCUGGAAGCUGCCCUCGGCUACCCGGGAGCACUUAGUCCUGAGCCACACCCCUUUCGUUCAGACCCCGCCCCCAAAUUGCCAAACACAGCCACGCCUCUUGGCCCCUGCGGUCUUCGACCCUCCCACCGGUCACACCCUCCCCCUAGCCACGCCCACGAGGCAGCCGCGCUCCCGCCUGGCCACGCCUCCGUUGCCCAGGUCUUUGCUCUGGCAAGCUCGGCGAGUGGAGUCAAGAAAGGAGGCGCCACACCAGCUGCCGGCCGACCCCCAAUCCCGGCCCCCGCGUCCAUGGCCGCUCCCGGCCCCCGCGCCCUGCGUGCUGCUCUGUGCGGCGGUUGCUGCUGCCUCCUCCUGUGUGCCCAGCUGGUUCUAGCCGGUAAAGGAGCUCGUGGCUUUGGGCGGGGAGCCCUGACCCGCUUGAACAUCCCUACCGCCCAGGGGGGCUGCAAACACCUGGGACACUGUGAACGCUGUGUGGACAGGGCCCACAACCUCACCGUUUGCGCCUGGCAGCAAUGUGGGCCUGAGGAGCCAGGACACUGUGUGACCCAAGCAGAGGUGGUCAAGGAAGGUUGCUCUGUCUAUAACCGGUCAGAGUCAUGCCCAGCUCCGCACCACCAUCCUACCCAGGAACCGAAGACAAGCACAACAGGGAGUCCCCCAGGCCCUGAAGCCCACAGCCCAGGUUUUGACGGAGCCAGCUUCAUCGGUGGCAUCGUGCUGGUGCUAAGCCUGCAAGCAACAGCCUUCUUUGUGCUGCGCUUCCUCAAGGCCAAGGACAGCACUUACCAGACGCUGGAAGAGAACCAGUAGGUGACAGCCCCAGGCUAGUCCUCGGCCCGCUGCAGCCCCCGGGGCAGCCGUCAGGGCCGUCUGUGUGCUCAGUGUGGUUUUCUCUGCGGAAGGGGCUGGGCAAGGCUUUUGUGUGCCUGCUGUGUGUGCCGUGGGGCCAGUGUGUGCAGCCUGCAUUAAAGUGUUUCUCCUUCCAGCUGUGCCUGCUCUCUGGAAAUUGGGGCGGGGGGUUACCCUCGCCUCUGAGUGUCCUCUCUGUCUGACCUCCACAGAAUCUGACCCCAGUGGUCCUGGCUCCACCUUGAAGGGACAGAGGACUCAGAGGCUCUCUUGGUUGCUUUAUGGGUACUGGGGGGUAGGGCAACUUUGGCCACCAGUUUCUGGUCCCUGUACACAGGGCACCAAGCAGGCUUAGCACUGAAGGCUGACAUUCCUUCCCGGCCUGGGCCUGGCGCUCGAAGCCGAGAACAUCCUCCAACCACCUCAUGUCUCAAUCGGCCAGCUGGUCCCCCAGUCUGGUACUUGAGGUCCGCUGCGUCCUCCCACCAACCCAGUCUGGGGUCUGCCCGCCCAAAUAAAGGACCUGUUUUUACCCCCA
This is a messenger RNA of Psammomys obesus (fat sand rat), 1581 nucleotides long. RefSeq names its product CD164 molecule like 2 (gene Cd164l2). Gene Ontology annotation, cellular component: cytoplasmic vesicle. Lineage: Eukaryota; Metazoa; Chordata; Mammalia; Rodentia; Muridae. The transcript is spliced from 6 exons. The record is from RefSeq and is a predicted model, not a curated record. Bases 480 to 1004 code for a protein of 174 amino acids.